Molecule: messenger RNA, 1887 nt
Organism: Dufourea novaeangliae
Lineage: Eukaryota; Metazoa; Arthropoda; Insecta; Hymenoptera; Halictidae
Product: glucose dehydrogenase [FAD, quinone]-like
Exons: 5
Coding region: 1-1887 (628 amino acids)
Molecular function (GO): oxidoreductase activity, acting on CH-OH group of donors; flavin adenine dinucleotide binding
Source: RefSeq, a predicted model, not a curated record
AUGGCAAUAGGGCUGGCUAGUCUGCUCAGUACCACGUCGAUCCUCGGCUUCAGCCUGGUUCCCCUCCUGGCCAUUGGCUUAACCGUGUUUCAGUACAAUCAGGCGGAUCCAGAAUCUCAUCCGACGAAUGUCCGCCAGUUACGGCGAACGUACGACUUUAUAGUGGUGGGAGGUGGAAGCGCAGGGGCGGUGAUUGCAUCACGGCUGUCCGAGGUGUCGAAUUGGACGGUGCUACUCCUGGAAGCGGGCCCCGAUGAAAAUGAAAUCUCGGAUAUUCCACUGCUGGCCGGUUACACGCAACUUUCGGAAUUCGACUGGAAAUAUCAAACCACCCCGCCGACUGGGUCGGCGUACUGCCUGGCGAUGAACGGGGACAGGUGUAACUGGCCACGCGGUAAAGUCCUCGGCGGAAGCAGCGUGUUGAACGCUAUGAUUUAUGUCCGGGGUAAUCGACACGAUUACGACAACUGGGCUCGUCUGGGCAACACAGGCUGGAGUUACGAUGAGGUUCUCCCGUACUUCCUCAAGUCCGAGGACAACCGAAAUCCUUAUCUGGCGAGGACACCGUACCACAGCACGGGGGGUUACUUGACCGUGCAAGAGGCACCGUGGCGAACCCCGUUAUCGAUCGCGUUCCUGCAAGCUGGCCAGGAGCUCGGCUACGAGAACCGGGACAUAAACGGGGCGAAUCAGACUGGAUUCAUGCUGACUCAAGCGACGAUCCGUCGCGGGAGUCGUUGUUCGACGGCGAAGGCGUUCUUAAGACCAGUGAAGAACAGGGAGAAUCUUCACGUAGCAAUGACCACGCAGGUUCUGAGGAUACUAUUCAACGAGGAGAAGAGAGCCACAGGGGUGGAGAUCCUCCGCGACGGCCGACAGCAAACUAUAAGAGUCAGGCGGGAGGUGGUGCUAUCGGCCGGGGCGAUCAAUUCCCCCCAGUUGCUGAUGCUGUCGGGUAUCGGGCCUAGAGAACACUUGACGGAGUUCAAUAUCCCGGUGAUAUCGGAUCUGAGGGUUGGCGACAACCUCCAGGACCACGUUGGCCUCGGCGGGCUGACGUUCGUCGUGAACGAACCGAUCAGUUUGAAGAAAGACCGCUUUCAGACUAUGCCUGUGAUGAUAGAAUACGUGUUGAACGAAAGAGGACCGAUGACUAGUCCAGGUGUCGAAGGUCUGGCCUUCGUGAACUCGAGGUACGCCGAUAAAUCGGGCGACUAUCCUGACGUUCAGUUCCACUUUGCUCCCAGCUCGAUCAACUCGGACGCUGGUGAUCAGAUCAAGAAAAUCGUUGGCUUGAGGGAUAGGGUAUAUAAUACCAUGUACAAGCCGCUACAUAACGCCGAGACCUGGUCCAUACUGCCGUUGCUACUCAGACCGAGGAGCUCCGGUUGGAUACGCCUCAGGAGCACAAAUCCUCUCGUUUAUCCUGACAUCAAUCCGAACUACUUCACGCACAAGGAGGACUUGGACGUUCUGGUCGAAGGUAUCAGGAUCGCCAUGCAACUGUCCAACACGACCGCCUUUCAAAGAUUCGGAUCCAGACCUCAUACCAUACGGAUGCCGGGCUGCCAUCGUUAUCCGUUCGACACGUACGAAUACUGGGAGUGCGCGAUUCGACAUUUUACGUUCACGAUCUACCAUCCAACUGGGACCUGCAAAAUGGGACCGAAGAGCGACCCGACAGCGGUCGUGGAUCCGAGACUGAGGGUUUACGGAGUGAAAGGUCUGAGGGUGGCAGACGCGUCUAUCAUGCCUGUGAUCGUCAGCGGAAAUCCGAACGCGCCUACGAUCAUGAUCGGGGAGAAGGCGAGCGAUAUUAUCAAGGAGGACUGGAUCCAAAAUACAUUAAUAUAUUAUUUUCUACUUCAAUCGUUUCUAUUCGCCUGA